GGCUCCUUCAUUCACACAAAGUUUGGCUCCUGCGCUGCUGAGGGAGGGGACCGUCCGGCUCGGCCCAGCUCUGACCCCCGCCUGCCAGACCCCGGCCCCAUCCCCAGGACAAGCCCUUAUCUGAUCCCGACUCCGGGCUCGAGAGUCUUGACUUUGCCCGUCGCGCGGCUCUGCUCCUCACUCCUGCCCGCCCCGUCCGUCCUCUGUCCCGCUGGCCUUUCCGAGGGGCCACUCCACCUCGGGACCCAAGAUGACGUCAGUUGCCAAGGUAUAUUACAGUCAGACCACUCAGACAGAAAGCCGGCCCAUCAUGGGCCCGGGAAUACGGCGGCGGAGAGUCCUGACAAAAGACGGCCGCAGCAACGUGAGAAUGGAGCAUAUUGCCGACAAGCGCUUCCUCUACCUCAAGGACCUAUGGACAACCUUCAUUGACAUGCAAUGGCGCUACAAGCUUCUGUUCUUCUCUGCAACCUUUGCAGGCACCUGGUUCCUCUUUGGUGUGGUGUGGUACCUGGUGGCUGUGGCCCACGGGGACCUGUUGGAGCUGGGUCCCCCUGCCAACCACACCCCUUGUGUGGUACAGGUGCACACACUCACUGGAGCCUUCCUCUUCUCCCUCGAAUCCCAGACCACCAUCGGCUAUGGCUUCCGCUACAUCAGUGAGGAGUGCCCUCUGGCCAUCGUGCUUCUCAUUGCCCAACUGGUGCUCACCACCAUUCUGGAGAUCUUCAUCACCGGGACCUUCCUGGCAAAGAUUGCCCGGCCCAAGAAGCGAGCCGAGACCAUCCGUUUCAGCCAGCACGCUGUUGUAGCCUCCCACAAUGGGAAGCCCUGCCUCAUGAUCCGAGUUGCCAAUAUGCGUAAGAGCCUCCUCAUUGGCUGCCAGGUGACGGGCAAACUGCUUCAGACCCACCAGACUAAGGAGGGUGAGAACAUUCGUCUCAACCAGGUCAAUGUGACUUUCCAGGUAGACACGGCCUCCGACAGCCCCUUCCUCAUUCUGCCCCUGACUUUCUACCACGUGGUGGAUGAGACCAGUCCCUUGAAAGACCUCCCUCUCCGCAGCGGUGAGGGUGACUUUGAGCUGGUGCUGAUUCUAAGUGGGACAGUGGAGUCCACCAGUGCUACCUGCCAGGUGCGCACUUCCUACCUGCCGGAGGAAAUCCUUUGGGGCUAUGAGUUCACACCUGCCAUCUCCCUGUCAGCCAGUGGCAAAUACAUAGCUGACUUCAGUCUUUUUGACCAAGUUGUGAAAGUGGCCCCCCCUAGUGGCCUUCAUGAUAGCACUGUUCGCUAUGGAGACCCAGAAAAGCUCAAGUUGGAGGAGUCAUUAAGGGAGCAAGCUGAGAAGGAGGGCAGUGCCCUGAGUGUGCGCAUCAGCAACGUUUGAUGGCUUCUCCCCUCCUCCCGAGCCCUCUGUUCUCUUCCUCUUUCGAUGCCCUGGGCAAGGGACACUACCUGGGUUUGCGCAGAACCCCAGAAGUACCCACCUCCACUCCUUCUUUACCCCAGGGGCCUGUCAGUAGAAUAGGCCAACUGGGGUCCGAGUUUUCCUCCUACCGUCCCUUUUCACCUUUCCCUGCUUUUACCCUAAGGCACACAAUUCCCUUAAGCCAGGAUGGGGGGAAGGAGAGAGAAGAUUAGGCUGAAGUGGCCUAGAAGGCCUCAGCCAUGCUUGGAGACUCACGUUAAGAGGACCAUGUGGUUGGAUGGCUAGACUCCCCCCACCAGAAAGUUCGGUGACUUGAGGCUAGAGGCCCUCCUCUGUUUCCAUCUAGCAAGUUCCCUAAGGCAAGACUCUCUUUGAUGGUUGCUUUGUGGUUUGUACCUUCAGAAAUAUAAGCACCUAAAAUCAUUUUAUUCUGGGGUCACUACCAACCCCUGUCAAAGGAAGAGUUUGUCAUAGUCUAUUUAAGUCUCACUGGUAACUCCUGAGCAUAAUCCAGGCCUUUGGUCACCACCACUUUUUCCUUACUAGUUUCCAGAUGGAGCCCCUAAGAUACAUAGCUCUUCCAUAGCUUCUGUUCUCAAGACAAUUGGGGUGGAGCCGAGAAACACACAUACACUCACAAUAACCCCAUCAACCUCAACCCGGAUUCUGAACGCUUCAAUUUUUGAGCUGUUGUGCAAAGCUAUCCUCCAGGCAGCCCUGGGAAGAUUUGUUUCCCUGUGUACUGUGAAUGAGAGAACCCCUAGCCACUAUGUUCCCAUGGAAAAGUUUAGAGUCUAGGGCCCAAGAAAAGGACUGAGAAUGAUAUUCCAGAUCACACUGUAGGUGGCUCUUCUUCCUUACCACCCUGUGCAGAUCCCUCUUUUAGAGAAGGGGAGGGAAAAUAGAAGGGUUUCCCUCUCUUAACAUUGAUGGGUAACUAAAACUAGAGCUACAGGGCACAGACUCCCCCGAAAGGUCAAGAGGGAUGGGCACAUUCUCAGAUUUCCAGGCUGACGUACAGAAUUUGUGAUCCUUUGUUAAGGUCUGGGCUGGCAGCCACUAUUUUGUUACAUCUCCUGCUUCCCUUCUGCAAAGUGCCAGUUGUGUCAUUAGACAAUGUUGGGAGGGGAGAAAACUGCAUCUCCGGGUCAAAUAACCAUGGUCACCCUCAGCCAUUCCUGAGACUUUAUAUACAAUGAUGAAAAUCAGUGUUAUCUUUGCUCUCCUCUGCCAUGAAAUAGUUUCAGGCAAGUACAAAAGAUACUUCAAGAGGAGCCAGGGAUGUAGCUCAGGGGCACAGCCCCUGUCUGACAAGUACGAGGUCCAGAGUUUGAUCCCUGAUCAAAAGAUACUUUCAAAGAUAAGGCUAAGGUCACUCGUUGUUUCCAGUGGGGACUGUGACAGCAGUCAAGGAAGGGCAUAUGGGCAGCAGAAUUUUCUCUAAAGUCCCAAAUCCCAUGAGUACUCUCUAGUCUCACUUAGGUACA
Messenger RNA from Fukomys damarensis (Damara mole-rat), 2919 nucleotides. RefSeq names its product potassium inwardly rectifying channel subfamily J member 10 (gene Kcnj10). Lineage: Eukaryota; Metazoa; Chordata; Mammalia; Rodentia; Bathyergidae. Gene Ontology annotation, molecular function: inward rectifier potassium channel activity. The transcript is spliced from 2 exons. The record is from RefSeq and is a predicted model, not a curated record. Bases 251 to 1390 code for a protein of 379 amino acids. Gene Ontology annotation, biological process: potassium ion import across plasma membrane; regulation of monoatomic ion transmembrane transport. Gene Ontology annotation, cellular component: plasma membrane.